Messenger RNA from Purpureocillium takamizusanense, 606 nucleotides. RefSeq lists its product as uncharacterized. NCBI's taxonomy places the organism in Eukaryota, Fungi, Ascomycota, Sordariomycetes, Hypocreales, Ophiocordycipitaceae. The transcript has a single exon. The record is from RefSeq and is a predicted model, not a curated record. The coding region runs from base 1 to 606 and encodes 201 amino acids.
AUGCACAGCCCCAUCGCAGCCGCGGCGGCCUUGGUCCUCUGCGCUGCCGGCCUGGCAGCCGGCCGGCCCGCAGCCCAAGCCAUCGGGCCAUGCACCACGCUCUCGCAAUCGGCAACAAAGUGGGACGUGGUCGAUCUGGGCCUCAGCGCCUCCUACGACUCCAACAGCGGCGGCGACACCUCAGAAAGCUCGGACGACGGGGCGAACGCGGCCUCCAUCAGCUUCCAGCUGGCCAACGCCGCUGUCGCGUACCGGGCCAACUGCAGCGCGCAGUCCACCGAUGUGGCGUCCGACUUCUUCGACGGCAAGCAAGAGUAUAGCUGCAGCGUGCCCGCGGAUGCCAAGGGCCUCGGCGACAAGGCGACGUUUACCUUUUCGCGGCGGACGGGCCGGCUCAGCAUCAAGCAGAUGUGGAGAUGCGCCAAGGACUUGUCGGGCUUCAAAGCCGAGGGCGGCGUGGCGCUCAACCUCACCUGCGGCGACGCGCCAGCGAGCAGGGCCAAUCCUCCGCCUGUAAGGACACAGGCGCCGACGGCGGUGAAGGCCCCUUGCCAUAGGAACUCGACGGUAUCCGUACCGAUGGAGAGUCUAGGCGGGUUCGCUUGA